UGAGCGUAUUAGAAGUUCUAUGUCGCUUGACAAUUUGUCCAAAAAAUAGCAGUCGUGGAAGAUUUUAUUAAUUUUUUUUAAAACAGUGAUAUUUGAUUGAACGUAAUCAUUCAGGUGCUUCUAAAAGAAUUUAUGUACUAUGUCAAAUGUAAAACACGACAUUGACCUUCCAAAUACAAUUUCUGACCUGCUAUUAGAAAAACAUGUAAAGUUUUUACUGUCUUAUGGUGCUGAUAAGGAUGAAUAUAUAUAUUGUACAACGGAACACUUGAGGAUGUCUGGUAUGUACUGGGGUCUAACAGCACUAGAUCUUAUGGGCAAACUGGACCAAACCAACCGGAACGAAGUCCUUGAAUUUAUAGCCCAAUGUCAAACAGAAAGUGGUGGAAUUGCAUCCAGUUUACAACAUGAUCCACAUCUUCUCCACACAUUAAGCGCAAUACAAAUACUUUGUAUCUUUGAUGCUCUUGAUGUUAUAGAUGUGGAAAAAGUUGUAAAGUAUGUAAAAGAGAGACAACAACCAGAUGGGAGUUUUACCGGUGAUAUGUGGGGUGAAGUUGAUACAAGAUUUUCAUUUUGUGCAGUGGCAACUUUAUCACUUUUAAAUCGAUUGGAUGCUAUAGACGUUAAUAAGGCUGUUGAAUUUGUGAUAAAAUGUAUGAAUUUCGAUGGUGGGUUCGGGUCAAAACCAGGCGGCGAAAGCCACGCCGGUAUGAUCUACUGCUGCGUGGGACUUUUAUCGAUAACUGGUAAUUCGUUUCUACGGGGACAAGAAUUUCGAGGUUAUUAUAAUAAAAUAAUGUUUUUAGAUUGCCUUAGUUUGGUAGACGCGGAUCAGUUAGGUUGGUGGCUUUGCGAACGGCAACUUCCCUCUGGCGGUUUAAACGGAAGACCAGAAAAAGCGCCCGACGUUUGUUAUUCUUGGUGGGUUCUUUCGGCGCUUACUAUACUCGGGCGUCUUCAUUGGGUUAACAAGGAGCAAUUGGUAAAAUUUGUACUAGCAUGCCAAGACAUGGAAUCAGGAGGAUUUAGUGAUCGUCCAGGAGAUGUUGCUGAUCCUUUCCACACUCUUUUUGGAUUAACAGCACUUUCUCUUUUAAAUGCUGAUUAUCCUCUAAAAAGAAUUAACCCUACAUAUUGCAUGCCAGAAUAUGUUAUCCAGAGGCUACGUCUCAAACCUUCAAGAUUAGAUCAAAGUGAUUAACAUUUUGUUUAAAAGGUUUGACCUUCUGUAAAAUUAAGUUUCUAUUAAAUAAUGCA
This is a messenger RNA of Colletes gigas, 1260 nucleotides long. RefSeq names its product geranylgeranyl transferase type-2 subunit beta (gene betaggt-II). Gene Ontology annotation, molecular function: Rab geranylgeranyltransferase activity. Gene Ontology annotation, cellular component: Rab-protein geranylgeranyltransferase complex. The transcript has 5 exons. NCBI's taxonomy places the organism in Eukaryota, Metazoa, Arthropoda, Insecta, Hymenoptera, Colletidae. Gene Ontology annotation, biological process: protein geranylgeranylation. The coding region runs from base 140 to 1204 and encodes 354 amino acids. The record is from RefSeq and is a predicted model, not a curated record.